This is a messenger RNA of Plasmodium gaboni, 828 nucleotides long. RefSeq lists its product as hypothetical. The annotation marks the transcript as partial. The record is from RefSeq and is a predicted model, not a curated record. The transcript has a single exon. NCBI's taxonomy places the organism in Eukaryota, Apicomplexa, Aconoidasida, Haemosporida, Plasmodiidae.
AUGAAGAAGGGAGAGAAAAAAAAAAAAAAAUCUUUAAAUAAAGGAAAGGAAAAAGAACACGAUAAAAAGGUUAUAGAAAAAAAUAAUAAAAUUAAGGAUAAAGAAAAGUAUAAAAAUAAAGAUAGAGAGAAAUAUAAAAAUAAAGAUGAGAAAAAUCAAGAUAAAGGAAGAGGCAACAACAACAAAACUAAUAACAACAAUAAUAACAAUAACAAUAAUAAUAAUAAUAAUAAUAAUGAUAUAUUUAAUCCUCAAUUAAGUGCUAGGGAACUAAAGAAAAUACAAUACUAUGAAAAUAUGUUUAAACGUAUGGAACAACAAAUUGAAGAAAAUAAUAAUGAUUCACAUGUAAAUAAUAAUAAUAAUAAUAAUGAGAAGAAAAAAAAAUUAAGUCAAUUAAAAAGAAAUAGUAAGAAGGAACAAGGAGAUUAUGAAGAAAAGAAAAUUUGUGAGAAUGAAUAUAACAAGAAAGGAAUGCAAGAAAUUGAUCAUAGCAAUGUGAAUGAUAGAAAUAUAAAUGAUAGUCAUAUGGAUGAUAGCCAUAUGAAGGAUAGCCAUAUGAAUGAUAGCCAUAUAAGUGAUAGCCAUAUGAAUGAUAACCAUAUAAGUGAUAGCCAUAUGAAUGAUAACCAUAUAAGUGAUAGCCAUAUAAAUGAUAGUAAUUAUAAACGUAUUAAAAAGGAUGAAGACUCAUAUAAUAAAAGUAUUUCAUCUAAUCAUUAUGAAAAAUCCAUAGAAAAAAUAGAAAAUAAUAUUAUGUGUAGUGACAAAAAUAUAAAUGAGAAAAUGAGUGAAGAAGAUAAUAAACAUUAUAAUGAAGAAGAAAAA